Messenger RNA from Drosophila ficusphila, 2682 nucleotides. RefSeq names its product coiled-coil domain-containing protein 170. NCBI's taxonomy places the organism in Eukaryota, Metazoa, Arthropoda, Insecta, Diptera, Drosophilidae. The record is from RefSeq and is a predicted model, not a curated record.
UGGUUUAGGUGUAUUAUUUACGCUUAGAAAAUAGAAAGUAGUUGUAGAAAUUUUUCACCGCCAGUCGAAGGCGGAUCGGGUUUAGCCAGAUAAAAUCCCUGGGAAUGCCAACAAAUCUGCGACCGACGACCAAUGGCAACACUCCGGAGGAUUGGCAAGUGUUUGAGGUGCUGUUCGGUGCCCAGAAUGACACGAAACUCCUUCCGGAAAGGAUGACCGCAAUGUCACCUUUGAGGCAACAACCAGUUCUUCCAUCUUUCCAGCUGGACGCCUCCUGCAGCAAUACAGGAAUCACUGUCACUGAACACCAUCAUGGACUGGACUUAACCACCACUCUUCGGAGCGAAUUGGCUGCGUUGUCCUACAAAAAGGAGCGACUGACGGGGGAGCUAGCUGAAACCCGAACUGCCUUGUGCAGCAAAGAGGCUGAUAUUGAGAAUCUGAGAGCCCAGGCUGCUCGGCAAACAGCUCUCAUUGGAUCCCUCCAAAGUCGCCUCCAGAAUGCCGAGAGCAGGGAGCAAUCCGUGCAGGCCAGAUGCGAUGCCACCAUUCAGACGGUUCAGCGGGAGAAGCGGAGUUCGGAUGAGAGAAAUAAAGAGCUGAUUUGCAAGAUCCAACACCUCGAAACUCAUGUGGCAAGUGAGGAAUCCCAGAAGGAGCAGGCCAAGGCCCAGUUGCACGAUCUCCUGCGACGACUGAGCAUCAGUUUGGGAAUGGAUGUGUGCGAUGGCAAUCAGAACUCGCAUGCCACACCCGAGUGCAUCAUUUCCCGGGCCGAGGAGGUGAUGGUGGAGCUGCAAAGGACCAAGGCGAAGGUCAGUUCCACCUGCGAUACCCUUAGUUCCUGUGAGAAUGAGCUGCUAAAUCUCAAAUCCCUGGCCAAUAUCGAGAAGCAACGGCUGACUGCCCAACUCGAUGGAGCUGGCAAUCAUAAUCACGAACUCGAAGGACGUUGUCGGCAAUACGAAAGGGAUCUCCAGAUCCAAAGGGAUCGACUCACCGAAUCGGAAAUCAAUGGCGAGAAACUCAAGGAGGAGUUGCGUGGCUUCGAGUCCCGUUGUCAUCGUUUGCAGAACAACUUGGACAGGAUUCAGGGAGAUCGUUUGCAGUUCUUGAGGGGAUUGAGCAAUCUCUUGAAUGUUCCCGAACCCUGUGAAACUUUAAUCAAGGAUAAGUUGAGGGAAACUCUGGCGGAAAAUCAGGCCAUGCAUGCGCAAAUGCAUUCCCUGCGAGAUCAGUUGAGCUCGGAACAUGAAAAGCUAAAGGAAACCCAGCAGAACACCGAAUGUCGCCUUCGUUCAGGAGAAGCUCAGAAAUGCGAGCUAACCGAGCGAUUGGAGAAAUGCCACGCGGAGAUCCACACUCUACGAAAAGAUCACAUGGGUCUAUCGGAAUUCCUGCAGCGCUUGGCCAAUGCGAUGAACUGGAGCGAGUGCUCGGCACCACCGGCCCUUGGAACCGACACCAACUUGAUGGCCGAGAACCUGCUCGAAAGAGCCGAAAGACUCACGGCUCACUGCGAGCACGAGGUGUCCCAUCACCAUCAUCAUCAUAGUCCCGAGAAGGGUUGCUGUGACCAUGGACACGGUCAUGGAAAACUGCGCCGGGAGAGAUCCUGUCACGAUAUUCCCCUCAAGGAUAGCAGCAGUGUGUACAAUCUCCAAAGAAGAGUUCGUGUUCUGAGGGAGCAAGUCCAGCGGAGGGAUCUCCACUUGGAGCUGCUGCGUCGCAAGUUGGCCAUCAUUGAGGACGGAGCUCGUGGCAAGUGCAUGUUGCAGGGUGAACGGGACGAGGCGGUUUGCCGGGCCAAGAAGGCCGCCAAGCAGGUGGACAAGCUGAGUGCCCAGUUGGCCGAUGCCCGAUCCCAAAUCGCUGAGGUGAAGGCUCAACUUGCCGAGGCUGUGGAGUACAAGAUAACCUCCUUGGAGAGGGCCAGAAAGAUCGACGAGCUGAGCACCCAGAUGUGCGAUUUGGAGGACGAAAAGACGCGUCUUUUGUCCCAACUUAGUGCCUUAAAGGAGCGACUCAAGUCUUCCUGCGAGUCCAAUCAGAAUCGCAGAUGCCGUGAUGAGGCGCUUAUAAAUUCCAUGCGCGAUGAUGUCAACCGUUUGAGUGCCCAACUUUCGGAUGCCAAUCAGAGACUGUCCCAUUUGCAAUCCUUCCGCACCUCGGUUGCCAGGACACUGCAUCUUCGGGAUUUGCCGGAAACCGAUCUUCUGCACCGUCUUCAGGCCUUGUGCUCUGCCCACCAGGAGUUCACGAUGCUCUCCAAGCGAUAUGAGACCGCCUCGCCAGUUGGCGAUCAUCCGUGUCCGCGUUACGAUGAUCCCAUUCCACCUUCCACCCACUGCCGGCCGCCCAGGGAACUCAGUCCCACGCCCACCGCCUUCCACCACAAGGCAACCAUUCAUUCGGGGAGCAGCCAUCACCCACCGACCGAGCAUCACCAUGGAUCCAACAGCCAUGUGCACAAUCACCACGGGCAUGGACAUGGUCACGGAUCCCAUUCGAGGAGACAGCGGAGCAAGAGCCGGGAUAAGAGACUCCACGACGAGUGCUUCGACACGGAUGUGCAUCGCUUGCACCACGGUUGCAAGGAGGAGCUGCUGGCCACCGGAUCCGAGGACGACUUCGACUUCAAAAGCAAAUACUGCUAGACAUGCACCCCCUCUUUUUUAUGCA